Molecule: messenger RNA, 1590 nt
Organism: Bactrocera oleae (olive fruit fly)
Lineage: Eukaryota; Metazoa; Arthropoda; Insecta; Diptera; Tephritidae
Source: RefSeq, a predicted model, not a curated record
CUUUAAAAAAAUAAAUUUCAUGCCGAAAUUUCAAAACUUUCAUAAAAUUGUAUACUCAAAUUUUCUUCUGAAUUGCAAUCAAAUAUGAAGAAAUUACUUUUCUGAACGACUGCUAAUUGAAUUAAGCUUAAUUAAACGAAAAUGAUGUUGAAAUUUUGAAAUAAAUUAAACUCACUUGACUAAAUUGAGAUGCGUUACGCUAUUCGUACUUCGGAAAGCUGUGCGACGUAUUUUAUAUUAUAUAAAUAUUUCUAAUCCGUGAUAAGGGAGCCCAACCGCAAUAAAGUAAAACCUCUCUUUGCAAAAAUGUUUGCCAAAACCGCUGAUAAAAGAGUGUCGGAAAUAUUCGAGGCUCAGUUAAUUUCUAAACGUUGCUCACAGUAGACGAAAAAAUUGGAUGAAAGCAAUUUUUUAAACGAGAAAAAAAUGAAAAUAUUUCUUGGAAAAACAAUUUCAUUGUUUUGUGUUUUGUGUGUAAUCACGGGUGUCAAGGGUGAGUAUGUAUCGUGUAUGACCCCAAGUGGCUAUAUUGGCAACUGCAUGCCACUAACUGGUUGCCCAAGUCUAAGCGGAUUGGCCGCGAACACGCGUCGAACAAAGGAACAAAGUAAUUAUCUACAGAACAGUCUAUGCGGACCAUUAAGCUACAAUCUCUUUGUAUGUUGUCCAGUGAAGAACCCACCGCCAUCAAAAGCAAUUGAAGCGCUGCCAAAAAUUGACAGUUUCUGUCAGACACCGGACGGUGAAACUGGAGAAUGUGUUAUUUUAAAGAGCUGCAGCAUUUUACUAGAGCUUGCUAGAAAACCAACCCUUACAAGGUGGGAGAUUUCAUACCUGAGAAAGAGUAAAUGUGGAAACGCUAAUGGAGAAAUUAUGGUCUGUUGCCCUGAAAAUAAGUGGACAGUACACCAUACAACAACAUCAACAACAACAACACCCACAGUCAAGAGCAAAAUGAGAAACGCUCCACCCAUGCCAGAAACUUCCUGUGACACAGCGGCCAACAAACCUGGAAAAUAUAUAUCCAUAAAAAGCUGCAGUACCUUGCUCGAAAUUGUUACAAAGCAAGACAGAACACCUUUAGAGACGUUGUACCUGCAGCAUAGUCAAUGUGGAUAUGAUAAUGGAGAGUUCAUGGUGUGUUGCCCUGAAACUAAGUCGACGACACAAACAGCACCUGAUACAAAAGCAAUACAAACAACGACAACAACAGCACCAACACAUAUAACGAUGAGCCCGACAACCUCAACAGCCGCUCCACCCAUGCCGGAAACUUCCUGUCACACAGCGGCCAACAAACCUGGAAAAUGUAUAUCCAUAAAAAGCUGCAGUACCUUGCUCGAAAUUGUUACAAAGCAAGACAGAACACCUUUAGAGACGUUGUACCUGCAGCAUAGUCAAUGUGGAUAUGAUAAUGGAAAGUUCAUGGUGUGUUGCCCUGAAACUAAGUCGACGACACAAACAGCACCUGAUACAAAAGCAAUACAAACAACGACAACAACAGCACCAACACAUAUAACGAUGAGCCCGACAACCUCAACAGCCGGUCCCAACAUAGUACCACCAAAGGAGAUUCCAAUAAGUGGGUAA